Spirometra erinaceieuropaei is the source of this 3031-nucleotide messenger RNA. The record is from the annotation of a GenBank genome assembly. NCBI's taxonomy places the organism in Eukaryota, Metazoa, Platyhelminthes, Cestoda, Diphyllobothriidea, Diphyllobothriidae.
AUGCGUCCAGGCUACGGCGCUCAGCCACUUGAGACCAGACCCAGUUGUCCAAUCUACAAGCGGCAGUCAAACAAGUCUAUCGCCUGUCUUGUCACCGGCAGGUAAUGACUCUGCUCGAUGAUUCCUUAGUCAGUAUCACAACCCUAACGAGCCACUGGCUACUAUGAAUCGGUAGGCCCAUUCACCGCCUGCUUUCACCUGCUUGCGGGCAGGAUUUUUAUGAAGACUUACUUGUUAACCUCUUAGACCUGACUUCAAACGCAGGAUGAUAGAGGUUGGUGACCACAAUGCAGUCGCAUAGACGUCCGUAAUCUGACCGACACUGUGGCAUAAAAGACCCGUAAAGCGGUUAUUAUUAUUAUUUUGAUUGAUCGGCCGGAUAAUCGUAAGAAGAAAGGUUACCAAAUGAAGGCAAUUAAUUGAUUAGAGUUAAACUGAAACCAAAGUUAGCGGGUAUUAGUCUCACUUUCUCGACUGGUUUCGCAAUCCAUGCCAGGGUUAUCGUGACAGCCGAUGCUUUUUUGUCUAACGUCAAACUCGACAAGUUGAAAUCGGUAUCGGUUUCAGUUGGGAAGACAUAUGUCGCCAAAUUCUCUCUGUUUUUUACUUUAUAUGACUCUGUGGUGACUCUGUGAACGUAAUUGUAAGAGCAUUGUCUAAGUUGCCUGACCGAGGGCUUCGAAGCCGUCUAUUCUACCCUGCGCUGAUGGUAGUGUUGCGAUUGUGAAAAACAGUUAUUUGCACUCAUAUUCCUUUUACUCUAGUCAGAUGGAUGCACAUCAAUCUAACUGGCUUCUCACAGCAAACUGUCCUUAUCUUCCCUGACAGAGGCGAUCGCUCACGAGGUGAGGGAGUGACCAUGUGGACGUCAGAAGGUAAAACGAACAGGACUGCGGGUGCUGCUGAAACGGCAGCUGUUUCGGGCUUAUAAAAGGCCCAUCCAAGCCAGCCCUAUCACAAACCAUCAUCACGUACCGGUUUUGUAUCCGGCCGAAGGUUCUGGCCUGUGAUGUUACUAAAUAAAAUUCGUAUCUUAUUCGUGACUCUAAUUUCAUGUCACAAUUUCCAUAGGGUAGUUGGAGCCUUCAAACCUUUCAUAUCAGGACUGUGAGCUUUGUGAUCUGAUGUGUGUGAUCUUAGUGUAGGUAACAUCACACCUUUGCGCCACUCAGGAAUGGCAUCUGUCAUUCGUCAACCUAACCCUUGAAAAUAGAUUAACGCUGCACAAAGGGCACUUGGCGCUAAGUAUUUGGCAAUUCACAAAUUUUCUUAGAAGCUCACGAAAGCGCUCUGUAGUUGUGCAUUUGCGCUUCUGCUACGUGACUUCAUUUGCCAGACGAACGCAAUCGCCGCACAGAGUAGAAGCCUUGCGUUCCCUUCUAUAGCGGUCUAUUUUGAGGAUGUCAUAUACCAUCGUCUAGUCACUGGAAAUGAAAAAGACUUGGUUAGUUCGUGUAUGAGCGUCCUCUCCUUACACAUGUGCCUUAGGUGAUGGGGAUGAGCGCGCUACAUUUUUCACCAAACUGAUUGAUUUUUGGACCUCAGCAACCCCAAACCUGGGUUUCAGUAGGUCAGGCUGGCGACGGCUAAUAAGUCAGAAAUGACCAUCCUAGUCUCCCUUGUCUUUGUACUUAAUCUCCUUCCGCCUAGUAGUCGAAAAGCUGAUCGUACGAAAGACAAACAUGCAGAGAGUAUAGAGGAAGCUACUAAACGUCACAUAUUAUUGCGUGCCUAAAAGUUCUGUCAUUUUUGGACAAACUGCCAUUAAAGUCUGCGAUGGACACUUGGCAUCACCCACAAUUCCAACAUUUGAGACACUUCUUAGGGCUGCGUAUUGCGGCAGAUAUUUUAUGGCAGGUCGCUCUAAUACGCUGGUCUUCGUUUUCCUCAGUUCAAAUAACCUUUUUUCGGCUGUUUCGAUAUUGUCUGCCAUUUGACUAUUCGCCUAAAAGGCCCACUCUAACUAAAAGGUGAUCUUCUAAGAACAACGAUCCCUACUACAAUGCGAGAUGGGACUUGUCGUAUUUCUGACGUCAGGGAAGCCAAAGUUCUAAUUUCGCGAAUGCGUUGGUUUCAUAUUUGCCUUCCUUUUCAGGGUUUAGAAUGUACGUUUGCGAAUUCCAGAUGCCGGUAUUCUAGAGUGUUUCUGGUUCCCGUACUACCCACUCCCUACCUACAGUGAACCAUACCCGUUGAAACCAGCCCCAAAACUUUCCGCGCUUAAAAACAGGGAAAGUUGACUGAAUACUGUCAAGGUUGGCGCAAUAUUCGUGUUUACUUUUUGUAGAGCCUGCUGUAGUCUGUGUCGUGUAUUCAGCCAAGUGCUUAACAUGUUUUGCUGAUUCAUCGGCUGGAAAAAAGGCGGACUGUUGUUUUGCAAGCACUGGGGUAGGGAAAGCGAAAGCAUUCGGGUUUGGGGACAAGAGCGUGGCGAAGCAGGUUUGUGAGGCGAUGCAUGUGUUCACAGAUUGGUUCAACAGAAGAAACAAGGACCACAGAGGCGUAUUUGACGAGCAACGAUCGCGGAUGGAAAAAAAUGAAAACCAAAAAAAUGCAACGCAUGAGGACAGUAAAUGGAAGAAGGAUCUCAAAACAAGAGUUAGGAAUGACUAAUAACCUUUUUAAGAGAAAUGCCACCAAGCACACUCCUGAGCAUGUUGAAAAUUUAUGGGACAUCAGAAAAGUAAGUGUAUGGUAAAUCAAGCAAGAGCGCAGAUGCCAGAGGAAUCUCUUAAACCGGAACAUCGUGCGGAUCGGCCUUUUUAAGCGCGACACCUUAAGCUGAAGAAAUGACACCCUAGAUAGUUUGUGAACUGCAAGAAGUUGGCAAUACAGGCCCGAAGUAGCGUGUUAACGCCAAAUUUAUUUGCCGCAAAUCCACAGGGACGCCGAUGAUGAUGAUGAUGAUGAUGACGAUGAUGAUGAUGAUGAUGAUGAUGAUGAUGAUGAUGAUGAUGAUGAUGAUGAUGAUGAUGAUGAUGAUGAUGAUGAUGAUGAUGAUGAUGAUGAUGAUGAUGAUGAUGACUUCUGA